Penicillium soppii is the source of this 936-nucleotide messenger RNA. RefSeq lists its product as uncharacterized. The record is from RefSeq and is a predicted model, not a curated record. NCBI's taxonomy places the organism in Eukaryota, Fungi, Ascomycota, Eurotiomycetes, Eurotiales, Aspergillaceae. The transcript is spliced from 5 exons. Bases 1 to 936 code for a protein of 311 amino acids. Gene Ontology annotation, molecular function: oxidoreductase activity.
AUGUCAUCCAAGCAAGUCGCCCUGAUAGUCGGUGCCUCACGAGGCAUCGGCCGACAAAUCGCCAUCGACCUAGCUAAAAACAACUAUAUCGUAAUGCUAGCAGCAAAAACAACCUCAGACGCAUCAACCUUAACCCCCUUCCCCCCAGACCCAAAUUCCACCCUAUCAACAAUCAACACCGUAGAACGUGAGAUUCGUGAAGCAGGCGGUGAAGCCAGCACGGUGGCCGUCGACGUCCGGGAUGCAGCACAGAUCCAGCAUGCCGUCGAUGAGACAGUCCGUCGAUUUGGUAAACUGGAUACUCUGAUCUACAAUUCCGGCGCAAUCUGGUGGUCUUCUGUUGAGAAUACACCGUUGAAGCGAUUCAGACUCAUGCAGCAGGUUAAUCCCGAGGGUCUUUACGCAACGGUUCAAGCUGCGUUGCCUGUUUUCGAGAAGAAUGGCUGGAAGGGACGGAUUGUGGUCGUUUCGCCGCCGAUUUAUUCGCGAUUCUUUAGGGGGAAGACAGCUUAUGCUAUGGGCAAGGUUGGAAUGAGCGUCUUGGUCAAAGGCCUAGCCAUGGAUUUUGUGCGUCAGGGCCGAAAUGAAAUGGCGGUGACCAGUAUUUGGCCUGCAUCGUCGAUUGAGUCUGCAGCUACGGAGCACAAUAAGGCAUCUGACAAGUCUUAUAAGAAGGAUUUGAGAAAACCGACAAUCUUUUCGGAUGCUAUUUUGGCUAUGCUUCAAACCCCGCAUCAUGUAGUGAAUGGACUUCUGGAUACGGACGAGGACUUCCUUCGGGAGAAAUGCGGUGUCUCUGAUUUUUCCAAGUAUUCCGUCAUUCCAGGUUCCACCCCGCGCCGAAUCAUGCCAAAUCAGUUCCCGGUGCUCGAAGUUGCGGAGCAGGAUGACGAAGGACAGCGGAUGGAUAGCACGAAAGUGCGGGCCAAGAUAUAG